Molecule: messenger RNA, 837 nt
Organism: Salvia hispanica
Lineage: Eukaryota; Viridiplantae; Streptophyta; Magnoliopsida; Lamiales; Lamiaceae
Product: late embryogenesis abundant protein At1g64065-like
Source: RefSeq, a predicted model, not a curated record
AUUCCUAACACAAACACACCCAAUUUCCUACUUCACUUUCACUUUUCACAAUCAAACAAAAAGAAACACUAUCUUUCAUUCCACAAAUUAACAUGUCAAAAGGAGAAGGAAGAAGUGGCAAGAAAUGCUUAGCAUACGUUGCAAUAUUCGUGGUGUUUCAAGCAGCCAUCAUUUUACUCUUCGCCCUCACGGUCAUGAAGGUGAAAAGCCCGAAGGUGAGGUUCAACGGUAUGGUAGUCGAAAGCUUCAGCUCCAACAACAACACCGCAACUUCCAUCAACAUGAGGCUGCUGGCUCAAUUCACAAUUAAAAACACCAACUUCGGCCAUUUCAAGUAUGACAACGCCACGCUUGUCGUAUUGUACAAUGGGGUGCCACUCGGGGAAGCUGUGAUUUCGCGGGGGCGCACCAAGGCUAGGAAAACGCAGAGGUUCAACGUCAACGUGGAUGUUAGUACGGAUAGAGUAGUAUCCGAUAGUAACUUGGGAAAUGAGAUAAACUCUGGAAUUUUGAAGCUCAGCAGCCAAGCGAAGUUGAAUGGAAAGGUGCAUUUGAUGAAGAUCAUCAAGAGGAAGAAAUCUGGGGAUAUGAAUUGUGAUUGGAGUGUCAAUUUGGGUAACAGGCAGGUGGAGAAUUUGAGAUGUAACUAGUUAUAAUGUUUUAGGACUUUAUAUGUUGGUUUGGGCUUUUAUUUACUUAUUUGUUGAUUCCAUUCUUGUUGAUUCCAUUGUUGUGGAUUCUGAUUUAUUUAUCUCUGUUUACAUGUUAAUUGUUAUGAGUAUAGAUUUUAGCUCUGUUUCAUACUACUAUAAUUUAGUCAUAUUUUUUUGGAUUAAA